Messenger RNA from Terrapene triunguis (Three-toed box turtle), 1616 nucleotides. It is a transcript of the gene CCDC51, whose product is annotated as coiled-coil domain containing 51. NCBI's taxonomy places the organism in Eukaryota, Metazoa, Chordata, Testudines, Emydidae. The coding region runs from base 37 to 801 and encodes 254 amino acids. The record is from RefSeq and is a predicted model, not a curated record. The transcript has a single exon.
UGUGAUUUUAUAAUUGCACAUCACAUCUUCUUCAAUAUGUUGUGUUUUUUGCAGGAAGAGAAGAGGUACCGAACUGCCUAUUUAAGUGCAGAGGAAUCUGAGCGGGAAAAAUUCUCUCUCUUCUCUGCAGCUGUGAGGGAAAGCCAUGAAAAAGAGAGAACAAGAGCAGAAAAAACGAAGAACUGGUCCAUUAUUGGUUCUGUACUAGGAGCUAUUAUCGGUGUCCUUGGUUCCACAUAUAUCAACCGAGUAAGGCUGCAAGAAUUAAAAGCCUUAGUUCUCGAAGCCCAGAAGGGACCGAUAAGCUUACAGGAGGCCAUCAAAGAACAGGCGUCCAGCCACUACAUACAACAGAAGGAUCUCAGUGACCUCAUUGACACCCUGAGAAACAUGUUGGAAGCUGGGACUGGGACAGAAGGCAUGAGUGCAUCAUUAAAAAUAGACCCUCUUUUAGUUUCUUUAAAAGAACAUCUAACCUACUCUAAACAAGUCAGUUCCUGCAUGGGGAGUUUACAACAGCAGCUUAGCACCCUGGAAGAAAAUUUAGGACAAAUGACUGCUGAGGUACAAAAUGUUAAACAUGCAGUUCAUUCUAGACCUGUGGAAAGAGUGGUCCUUGGCUCUUCAGCUGAGGUAAAGGGCCAGGCCUUAGCCAUGCAGGAUGUGAUUCUAGAAUUGUGUGGUGCAGAGCGGAGACUGGAAACACAAAUCAAGAGAAAUUCAAUCUUCAGCACUGCACUAACCUGCACUGUGUUUGCUGUUACUCUUCCUGUGCUAUACCUUUUAUUGAAAGGAAAUUAGUUUCCAAUGGAGAGAAACAUAAUUUACUAGGUUAAUAAAAUUACAUUUGCACCCUAAACACUGGGAGUUAGUGCUAGUCAAAAAUCUGUAUUAACAGUUUCUAAUCUUGCUUUCUCCAUAAUUCAUAGAAAUGGAAAAUACAUUUGAACAUUUAGUCCUUCCCCCCUGGGCAGGCUUACUUUCUGCAGUAUUUUUUUUUUCCUCUAAUGAUUUGUACAGUCGAGUUUAAAUGUCUCAAGCAAUGAGAGUUCCACAACUUCAUUUUGGUAGAUUCUUCUGCCAUAGUCUUUUCUAGUUUAUUCUGCAAUCCUGUAGAGCUUACUCUGAGAGACUGUUCCUCAUGUUCAAAUUAUUAUUAUUUUUUUUUUUACUUUUAAUUAUUUCUGUUUAUACCCUUUGGCUUCCAUAUAUAAUUCUCCCCCAUUCAAGCUUAUUACUUAUCCUAUUGAUUUUUCAAUUUGUCCAUACCCAAAACUCUGCUGGGCAAUUUACCAAACAAAUAAAAAUGUCUACCAUGAAGAUUUUUAUCUAAAUUUUAAAUAGGGUACAGUGAGUGGAAGUGACAAACAAUAGGGAUGGGAUCUCCAAGGAAGGAUGAAGGUUACAGCAAUAUGAUCUUGUGAUUACCCAUUCAAGGUGUGUGUACAGCUUGAGGGUGCAAUUAAAAUAUUUUUGGUAACUUACUGACUCAUUUCUAUUACUAAUUAUUUAUAUAGUGUCUCAAAAGUGUGCUUGAUGCUUUAGCUGCCUAAUUAUAGACUGUUCCCAGUCCCAAAGAGUUUAGAGCCUGAACAGAUGACAGAUAACUAAAUGAU